AUGGCGUAUAGAAGUGCUGAACACGAAACAACUGGGAUGAGUCCAAAUAUGCUUAUGCUUGGUCGUGAAGUAUCUACACCACUAGAUUUGAUAUUUGAAAUGCCAUCAGGUAUCAAACCAAUACCAGAUCAUGAAUGGGUCUGGGAAUUGCGCGAAAGAAAUAGUGAUGAUGAAGGUAGUACUGGCAGAAACUCAGAUGUAGAUUUACCGGGUACAGAUGAUAUUGAUAAAAAUGACGAUUUGACAGACAUCCAGAGUAACACUAGAACUCGUAGGAAACCGGUUUGGGCUAAAGACUAUGUCUUUUCUUAUUUAAGGUCUAAGAUGCCAAAGAUAAAGACUACAGUUCGUACAAAUCCACUUUUGCCCAUAUGUCCUGUAUGUAAGACAAGCAUACAGAAAAGUGAGAAGAUUGAAGCCCAUGUUGAAAAAUGUAAUAGAAGGGACGAACUAGAAAGGACAUGUAAAGUCUGUAACAAAGUUAUGAUGAAGUAUGCGUAUCUUAAGAAACAUAUGAAGUUAGUACACAAAGUAGAUGGAUCCGGAUAUAUAGAGAAGGGGCAUAGUGACAAAAAGGACUGGGAUAAGAACCCAGAUAUAGAAUUGGAUUUUAAGGACAGUGAAAGUGAGAAUGAAGAAAAAUGUGAGGCAAAUUAUAAUACCAAGAAUGGUAGCAAAUGUUAUACGGUGAGUGCUCCCGAAGAUACGGAGAAAGUAGAUAAAAGGAAAUCAGUGGAUGAGAAUACAGAUAAUGAAGAUGGAAAUUCAGGACAAAGGGAGGUUGAAGUUAGUAUCUGUCGAAGUGAUGAAGAAAGUAAGAAGAGACAGAAGAUUGUUAUAAUUGAAGAAGGAGAAGUUAAUUACGAAUCAAACCUUCUAUGCCCAGCAAAAGCGAUCAUUAGCUGGUGUGGAUCUUAA
Mercenaria mercenaria is the source of this 918-nucleotide messenger RNA. RefSeq lists its product as uncharacterized. NCBI's taxonomy places the organism in Eukaryota, Metazoa, Mollusca, Bivalvia, Venerida, Veneridae. The record is from RefSeq and is a predicted model, not a curated record. The coding region runs from base 1 to 918 and encodes 305 amino acids. The transcript has 2 exons.